CCUGGGAGGUCACGUGGGAGCGUGUCAUGUGAUAACUGCCUUAAAUACUGUUUGUUUUUGUCUUGUGUUCAUGACGAUGCAGUAAAAAGAGUAAUUUUCUUUAUUCUAUCCUUUGCAUCUAUCAUACUGAAGAGGCUGUGAGAACAUGCAUCAGAGGUCUGUUAAUAACAUCUAAAGUGUUUUUGCCUCUGAAGCAUCCACUCAUUAUGACUCUUAGCAUUGGGGUUUUGUUGCUGGUCCUGCUGAGCCUGACCUCGGCGCGGAUCUGUCCUGAUGGCGGCAUGUGUGAAGAUAAAAACACCUGUUGUAAGAACACCCAGGGAGGUUAUGGCUGCUGUCCGCUGCCUAAUGCAGAGUGUUGUUCAGACCACCUUCACUGCUGCUACGAGGGGACGCUGUGUGAUCUGGUCCAUCAGAAAUGUGUGAAUAAAACAGUUUCCCUUCCGUUGAUGAGGCGACUUCAAACCAAUCGGCUCGUUGGAAAACUUCAGGCGGUUAUGUGCCCAGAUCAGGAGUCUGAGUGUCCAGAUGAUACCACGUGCUGCCAGCUGUAUGAUUCUUCCUGGGGCUGCUGUCCGUUACCCCAGGCGGUUUGUUGUGAGGAUAAACGUCAUUGCUGCCCCAACGGAUCGAAGUGUGAUCUCGUCCAUUUAAAGUGUGUCACUCCAUCGCUGCAGUCCUUCCCGAUGCUGAAAAAAAUACCAGCCAAAAGUUUAAAGAAUGAGCCAGUUCCUGCUGCUGUUGCUGUCAUUUGUCCUGAUGGGAAAAGCAGCUGUCCAGAUGGUUAUACGUGCUGCCAGCUGAGCAGUGGAGAAUACGGCUGCUGCCCUUACCCUGAGGCCACGUGUUGCAAAGAUCACUUCCAUUGUUGUCCGAGCAACACAACAUGUGACCUGGAGCAUGAAGUCUGCAAGUCUGGAGGGGCCGACCUUCCGCUGAUUAAGAGGGUUUCUGCUGCGUCCAGCGAUGUUCAGUGUCCAGAUAAGAGAUCCUUCUGUCCUGAUCAAACGACAUGUUGCCAGCUGACAAACGGAUCGUUCGGCUGCUGCCCAAUGCCCAACGCCGUCUGCUGUUCAGAUCAUAUCCAUUGCUGCCCUUCGGGCACCGAGUGCGACCUAAAACACAGUACCUGUGUGUCGGUCCAGGAUCUUGCCCCUAUGUUAGUUACUGCUGCUGUGACAGACCAGGAGCCAAUGCAGAGCAAAGUCCUGGAUGUUCCCUGUAACGCCUCUGUGGCCUGCGCUGAUGGAAACACCUGCUGCAAAUCGCCAAAAGAAAAGUGGGCCUGUUGUCCUCUACCUGAGGCCGUGUGCUGCAUGGACCACCUGCACUGCUGUCCUCACGGCACCAUCUGCAACCUGGCCGCCUCCACGUGCGACAGCUCUACGGGCACAGCACUGAUACCGCUGCUGCCCAACACGCCCAGCUUCCCUCUACUGACUGAAAAGGUCAAAUGUGACGAGUCGUCGUCAUGUCCUGGAGACGCUACCUGCUGCAAGACGACCAGUGGGGAGUGGGCCUGCUGCCCUCUGCCUGAGGCUGUUUGUUGUGACGACCACAUCCACUGCUGUCCUCAUGGAUCGGUUUGUGACUUGGAGAACAAAACCUGCGAUGACUCUGCUGGCCUCUCUCCGCCGCUGCCCUUGCUCACUAAAGUUCCCGCUCUGACCCGCCGAAAUCUGCAGGAGAAAAUCAUGUGUGACAAUCAGACCAGCUGCCCCAGACACACGACCUGCUGCUUCAUGGAGAGGAGCCACAGCUGGGGCUGCUGCCCUCUGCCGGAGGCAGUUUGCUGCAAAGAUGGAAACCACUGCUGCCCCAGCGGACACACUUGUAACCCCCACCAAUCCUCCUGCUCUACAGGAUCCCACCAUGUUCCCUGGUUCACCAAGCUGAGCGCUUUGAACGAGCCGAGCGCGUUGACAGACGUUAAAUGCGACAACAAAAGCAGCUGUGCAUCGGGAACGACCUGCUGCAAACUGCCGAGUGGAGAGUGGGGCUGCUGCCCGUUGGUGAAGGCAGUUUGCUGUGCCGACCACGAGCACUGCUGUCCUCAGGGCUACACGUGCAACAUGCAGACAGGAACGUGUGAGAAGAAGGGAUCUGAUGAUUCGAAUGAAGGGGAGCAGUCCCAGCUGAGAGAGGCAGAGGAUGACACAGGUGUACCAUGUGACGCCGCCGGGAUGUUUCACUGCCCCCAGACAUCCACCUGCUGUAAGAUCUCAGCUACUGAAUGGAGCUGCUGUCCCUCCGCCAGGGCUAACUGCUGUGCAGAUUCAAAACACUGCUGUCCCUUUGGGUACUCAUGUGACGAGAAGGCUGGAGGUUGCACUCAGACAACCCGACUGAGCUGGGAUUCUUUGUUAGGGCGCGGACAUUGAGACUUUGUCUAAGAUGGACUCUGAUGAUGCAGUCACAAUGAUCUCAUUCAGCCCUGAAUCCAUCACUGAUAUUUCUGUGAACAGAGUCAGAGUCUCUCAUUAUCAUUGUUUCAACUUAUUAUUAUUAUCAUUGUUU
Messenger RNA from Cyprinodon variegatus (sheepshead minnow), 2517 nucleotides. RefSeq names its product granulin (gene grnb). Bases 207 to 2381 code for a protein of 724 amino acids. Gene Ontology annotation, cellular component: extracellular region. The record is from RefSeq and is a predicted model, not a curated record. Lineage: Eukaryota; Metazoa; Chordata; Actinopteri; Cyprinodontiformes; Cyprinodontidae. The transcript has 16 exons.